AUGGGGUAUUGUGGAAGCAAACAAUAUAGGAAGGAUAAAUAAAUCAACAAAAAUAAUAUCAGUGACUCACAAUUUUAAUAGUAUCAAUUGCAAAAUUCGAUGUCAUAAUCAACAAACUUUAAUUGCUCAAUGCAAUAGCAAAAAGUAUACAAGAAACGAGACUAUAAAAAAAGUGAAUUAAUUGGAAAGGGAUCCUUGUUUGAAGUCUAUCAAGCUCUUGAUAAUAAGACAGGAAAAUUAUUGGCAAUUAAGACUGUUAAGAUUCAAGGGACAAAAGAAUAAAAUAAUUAAUUGAUCAAUUAGUUAAAGGCUGAAAUAAAAUUAUUGAAGCAAUUAAAACAUAAGAACAUAAUCCAGUAUUAUUUUACAGAGAUAAGCCCAGAUUUUACUUAUGUUGAUAUCGCUCUAGAAUAUAUAUCAUAAGGUUCCUUAAGGAGGGUUUUGAAUAAAAUUCACCUUGAGGAAUCCAAUAUUAGAAUAUAUGGUAAACAAAUUCUGGAAGGCAUUCAAUAUCUCCAUAAAAAAAAUAUAGUACAUAGUUACAUUAAGACAUCAACUAUCUUGGUUGAUAGUGAAGGCACAAUUAAGCUAUCUAAUUUCAAAAAGUUUAUUUCAAUCGAUCAAGAUUUUGAUAUAAAUCAAAAAUAAAAGUCACCCGCAACAGAAGAGGAAUAGAAAAGGAAUAAGGAGAAAUUUGCAAUAGACAUCUUAUCUUUAGGGGCUGUAAUAAUAGAGAUGUUUGGGGGUUGUGCAGUCAAUGUUAAUGAUUUGAUUAAGAAUAGUUCAGAAGUACUGAAACCCCCUUAUCCAUAACAUGCCAGUGCACUCUCUAAAAAUCUCUUAGAUAUUAUUUUUGUACCAAAUCAUUAAUAAUAUUCAGCUGAUAAAUUACUUUAGCAUCCAUUUUUUAAUUUUUAAUAAGGAAAAAUAGAAUUUUAAUUAGAUGAUCCUAAUUCUGAUCCUUCUAUCAUUGGGUCCAGCUUCGAGAUGAAAAAACCUUUUAUAUAAGAGAUUAAUUUGGAUCCAGGUAUCGAAUAGGGUGCACUGCUGUAAAACAAUAAGCAAAGACAGCAGGAACUUGAAUAAAAACUAUAAAGUGUAUUACGGAAAAAAAACUUACAAAAAUGA
Messenger RNA from Paramecium tetraurelia, 1128 nucleotides. RefSeq lists its product as uncharacterized. Gene Ontology annotation, molecular function: ATP binding; protein kinase activity. The record is from RefSeq and is a predicted model, not a curated record. The transcript has 4 exons. NCBI's taxonomy places the organism in Eukaryota, Ciliophora, Oligohymenophorea, Peniculida, Parameciidae. Gene Ontology annotation, biological process: protein phosphorylation.